AUGAGGGUCAAUAACAUCUCAGGAAACAUUCCUCUAGAGAUUGGAAAUAUGAACAAAAUGAAGCUUUUGUAUCUAAGUGAAAAUAACUUCUUGGGGAAGAUACUAGAAUCUAUUGGGAAUUUAAGGUUGUUAACUGAAUUGGACUUGGCUAGCAAUAAUCUCCAAGGCUCGAUACCACCGUCUCUAGGAAACUGCCAGAAUCUACUUCUCUUGAACCUAUCAACCAACAACCUCAGCGGUAAUAUUCCCCCAGAAAUUGCAGGCCUCUCAUCUUUGUCGAUUUACCUCGACUUGUCUCAUAAUCUUACCGGCUCCCUUCAAAAAGAAGUUGGAAAAUUGCAAAAUCUCGGGGAACUACGUCUUGACAAGAAUAUAUUAUCUCAACAUAUUCCAAGCAGUAUUGGUAGUUGUAUAAGCAUGGAACGCCUAUAUAUGCAGGAUAACUUUUUAGAAGGGCCUCUACCAUCGACUAUGAGAUCCAUGAGAGGCCUUCGGGUUUUGAAUUUUUUGAACAACCGAUUGUCCGGCCAAAUACCAGACUUUUUAGGGUCGCUAAAUUUGACGAAUUUGAGCCUUUCUUACAACGAUUUCGAGGGCGCAUUACCAACAAGAGGAGUUUUUGUAAGCUCCAUUUCAACAUCAAUUGUUGGAAACAAGAAGCUCUGCGGGGGUCUACCAGAUUUUCAACUACCGAAAUGCGAUUACGAAGAGUCAAAACGGAGGAGAACAAGCGAAACUGCAAAAGUUCUUAUAUCUAUAGUCUCUGCUAUUAUAGGAGUGGCCUCCAUGCUCUCUUUGUUAUACUUCUUUUGGUACAAACACAAUAAUAAAGCAUCAACUUCAAGAGCUUCUCAAGAUGGACUUUUGCAUGUUUCUUAUCAUAGUCUAUUGAAAGCAACAGGUGGAUUCUCCUCCACCAAUCCGCUUGGCAUGGGCAGUUUUGGGUCAGUGUACAAAGGGCUUCUCGAUCAAACUCAGUCGAUCGUGGCCAUCAAGAUUCUCGACCUUACACGUCAUGGUGCUUCCAAGAGCUUCAUAGCCGAGUGCGAGGCCCCGAGAAGAAUCAGACACCGUAAUCUCGUAAAGGUACUCACAGCAUGUUCUGGGUUUGAUUUCAAUGGAAAUGAUUUCAAGGCAUUAGUCUAUGAAUUCAUGUCAAACAGUAGUUUGGAUGAAUGGCUACACCCAAAUGCAUCGCAAUAUAUGGCGAGAAGCAAGUUGAGUCUACUUGAAAGAGUGAAUAUUGCCAUCGAUGUUGCUUGUGCACUGGAUUAUCUCCAUCAUCAAUGUGAAAUGUCGAUAGUCCAUUGCGAUCUGAAGCCAAGCAAUGUCGUUCUUGAUGAUGAGAAGAACGGACAUGUAGGUGAUUUCGGUCUUGCCAGGUUCCUGCCAGAAGCAGCACAUAAGUUAUUGAUCGAUCAAUCAAGCUCUAUUGGAGUAAAAGGAUCUUUCGGCUAUGUAGCUCCAGAGUACGGCUCAGGUAGUGCGGUAGCCAUAGAAGGAGAUGUAUACAGCUUCAGAGUCCUCGUUUUGGAGAUGUUCACAGGCAAGAGACCGACUAAUGACAUGUUUGAAAAUGGACUGAACCUUCAUCACUUUGCAAAGGCAGCUCUGGCAGGCCAAGUGCAAAAGGUAAUCGACCCCCUUUUGCUUCAGGAAAACCAAGAGUGGGAGAAGAGUCAAACCGUUGCUCCGGAUGGCAAGAACACAAGCUGGUUUAGUAUCCUGGAGUGUUUGGUUUCAAUCAUCGACAUAGGAGUCACUUGCUCUUCUGAGUCUCCAAGGGAACGAAUUGACAUUAGUGAUGCGUUGACUAAACUUAAAGGAAUCAGGAAGAAACUUCUUGAGUUCAUUAUCAUUGCCUAGUUGAUGUCAGAUGUGAACUUGAUAUGCAGUGAUGUGGUCUUCAUGGUCAUUGCUUUGUCUGGAAUAGGA
Messenger RNA from Rhodamnia argentea, 1935 nucleotides. Its product is annotated as putative receptor-like protein kinase At3g47110. Gene Ontology annotation, molecular function: protein kinase activity; protein binding; ATP binding. The record is from RefSeq and is a predicted model, not a curated record. The coding region runs from base 1 to 1866 and encodes 621 amino acids. Gene Ontology annotation, biological process: protein phosphorylation. NCBI's taxonomy places the organism in Eukaryota, Viridiplantae, Streptophyta, Magnoliopsida, Myrtales, Myrtaceae. The transcript is spliced from 2 exons.